Spirodela intermedia is the source of this 1146-nucleotide messenger RNA. The record is from the annotation of a GenBank genome assembly. NCBI's taxonomy places the organism in Eukaryota, Viridiplantae, Streptophyta, Magnoliopsida, Alismatales, Araceae.
AUGGACUCUCAGAGAGUUUCCUCUCUCCACGAGAGAAUCAGAGGAGCUCCUUCUUCAGGGAACGGUGCAGCUGCCCAGGAGGCGCGCGAGGUCACCCUUCCGGCCCGGAACGGCGACGUCGUGGGCAGCGCCGACUACGUGGUGACGGUGGGCUUUGGCACUCCCAAGAAGAACCAGACCGUCAUCUUCGACACCGGCAGCAGCAUCUGCUGGAUCCAGUGCCAGCCCUGCGUCGGCUCCUGCUACGAUCAGCAGGAGCCCAUCUUCGACCCCUCCAGCUCCUCCUCCUACCGUAACAUCUCCUGCUCCUCCGACGCCUGCCGCGCCCUCCCCUCCAAUGGCUGCUCCGGCGGCACCUGCCUCUACUCCGUCCACUACGGCGACAGCUCGGCCACAGUAGGCUUCCUCGGCACGGAGCAGCUGACGCUGGCCACCGGCUUCGUCUUCCCCAACUUUGUCUUCGGCUGCGGCGAGCGCAACGAGGGGCUCUUCACGGGGAUCGCCGGCCUCAUCGGCCUCUCCCGUAGCCCCUUCUCGCUGCCCACGCAGGCAUCUCAGACCCUCGGCAGCAACGUCUUUUCCUACUGCCUCCCCGGCCCGAGAAGACCCGCCGGUAAGCUCACUGUCGGCGGCUCACCGUCGGCGGCGGCGGCGUAUACGCCAAUGCUCAGCAACGCGCAGGAGCCGACGCUGUACUUCCUCAACCUGAUCGGGAUCAGCGUCGGCGGGCAUCCCAUACCGGUGGCGCCGACGGUCUUCCAGUCUGGCACCAUCAUCGACUCCGGGACCGUCAUCACCCGCCUGCCACCGGCGGCGUACAGCGCCCUCCGCACGGCCUUUCGCCGCGCCAUGGCGCAGUACCCCCCGGCGGAGCCCGCCGAUCUGCUGGACACCUGCUACGAUCUCAGCAGCGUGAAGAACAUCUUGGUUCCGGCGAUCACCCUCCACUACGACGGCGCCAACGUGCCCUUGGAGCCGACGGGGGUGCUCCUCGCCGUCGAGGAAGGUCAAGUCUGCCUUGCGUUCGCCGGGAACGAGGAGCCCAGCGACGUGGCAAUCAUUGGGAACGUCCAGCAACGGGGAAUGGAGGUCAUUUACGAUAUCAGUGCGAAGCAGAUCGGCUUCGCCGCCGGGGCCUGCAGCUGA